This is a messenger RNA of Gryllus bimaculatus (two-spotted cricket), 1852 nucleotides long. The record is from the annotation of a GenBank genome assembly. Lineage: Eukaryota; Metazoa; Arthropoda; Insecta; Orthoptera; Gryllidae.
CUACUCGGGUGUGUUGCGUCAUCGCUCAUCAAAAUAUAUCUGAACUACGAAAUAAAUGCAAUUGUUUGAUUUGCCUUUUAAUACAAACUUUUUAAAUAGACUGAUAAAGAAAUUCAAAUUCAUUCAAAUGUGACAUUUACUAAAUUUAUAUUAGAAAUUCGAUUUUUUAUUUCGCUCGAUAAAUUGAAACAUUGAAUUCGCGCAUUCCAACGUUCUGCGAUUACCUUCGUGUGCGCAGCUGGUGGGGGAGAAGGGGGAAUCACAGUCGUCAUUCUGCUCUGCUGAGAAGAAGCAAACGAUUGCAAUUGUAGUUCGUUCUUUGUUUCCACUACAGUUUCGAACUCGAGACUGGCUUUCUGUCAUCUACUGAUCAUCUGAUAUAUACAGGGUUGCUGGCCCAUACGCUUAACCCCUAACCUGGAGGACCAGGGGACUUAUCUUCCGGCUUCCCUUGUCGUAGAGAGGUGGCCUUCACCGCGGCUUAAACAAAGCCUCUCUCCCCGUUGAUAAUGGACACAUAUGAUAGUAAAAGAAAGAAGAUGGAAAAAUGAAAGGCUCCCUAGGCUUUCGCAACCUAAUCGCUUCGGGACCGAAACAAACAAGAGGAUAUCAAGAGAGAUACAAAGUAUAAAAUAAGUGUGGCACGAGAAAACUUGCUGCAAAAAUGGACCCCAAGAAUUACAAUAGACUUGAUCCAUCAAUACACAAGAUAUCCAAUAGUAUGUCGCUAAAUGAAGACAGAAGGAAACUGGUCAAUGCUCAACUCUCAGAGCUAUUGGAAUCUCGUUUACUUCCUGCCAUGAAAGAAGUAGAUGAGGAUUUCAGGAAUUUAUUUCAAAGACUUCAUUACUCAGGAAGUUACUACGAAAAUUUACGAAUUUCUGAACCUAAUGAAUUUGAUCUCAAUUUGGAACUAAGAUCUCAAAAGGGAUCUCAAAAGGUUCAUUACACCAAUGAGUAUCCUGGUUUUGUCCAGAUAAAACAUAUAUUUGGUGAUACUGUUAAGAAGUGGGUAAAUGGUAGUGGAUUUGUUAUGCAACAUAAAGUCCUUUGUUGGCUCCAGGGAGUUGUUGAUAAAGCAUUAAGGAAAAUAUCGGAUGGACCUUGGCACAAGCGCUUUAUGUACUUAAAAGCUGCAAACAUCCUUGUAAGUUACCAAACAUGUCUACUUGCAAUUAUGUAUGCUACUUCAAAAGUAAGGUUGGAUGUUAUCGACGAUAGUCUCAACGUGGAUUUGGUGCCAGUGUUUGUGUUAGAUCCUAGUCAGUGGCCCAGAUCACCAGUGAGGCAGCCAGUAAUUACAAAUAACAAAUUUGCCGAGCAAUGGUGUGUUGUUCCAAAACCAAACAAUUAUAUUGAUGGAAAUGGAAACAUUGGAACUUUCUGGAGAAUGUCUUUCUACAACCAAGAAAAAGUAAUUUUGAAUAAUAAAAAUCAUUUGAAGAAUGCAUUAAAACUCAUGAAGUUGCUACGUGAUAAAGAAGGUUGGCAUUCAUUAUCAAGUUACUAUCUUAAGACAGUAUACUUGUGGACUCUAACAAAAACUGAUUCACACUUUUGGAAUGCUGGAAUUGGAGUUGUGUUCAUGAAUAUGUUGAAAACUCUAAGAGAUUACCUGAAAGAUAAGCAAUCCAUUCCCUUCUUUUGGGACAGCGGACUUAAUGUUUUAUCAUCCAUUGACUUGCUUGAAAUUCAGAAAAUUGGAUAUAGACUUGAUCGUAUCAUUAAGGACAUAGACAGAAAUCUUACCGAUGGAAAUCCCCAAUACAUUGAAAAAUUAUUUCCAAUGAGUGACAGUCGCUCUUUGUUUACUCACACUGUUGAGAUAGGAAGUUGUUUUGUUGAACUUAAU